Messenger RNA from Physella acuta, 1111 nucleotides. Its product is annotated as N-acyl-phosphatidylethanolamine-hydrolyzing phospholipase D-like. Gene Ontology annotation, cellular component: cytoplasm; membrane-bounded organelle. NCBI's taxonomy places the organism in Eukaryota, Metazoa, Mollusca, Gastropoda, Physidae. Gene Ontology annotation, biological process: N-acylphosphatidylethanolamine metabolic process; N-acylethanolamine metabolic process. The record is from RefSeq and is a predicted model, not a curated record. Gene Ontology annotation, molecular function: zinc ion binding; N-acylphosphatidylethanolamine-specific phospholipase D activity.
ACACUGUACUGACUGUUGAAAUUUACUAAUAAAUUCUAGUUUAGUAAGACUACAGUAAGACCAUGGAUACGACAGCAGAAGAUCUAGAUCUAGAUCUAGUGCAGCCAGUAGAAAGCAAAGGCAUCUUCCAUAAUCCAUGGGAAACAUGGCAAGAACCCCAACUGAGCAAGUUGUUAAAAUUUAUGUUUAUGUCAAGUGAAGCAAACAUACCAAGCAAAGAGGAAUUAGAUAAAACACUGCCCGUGAUUAAGCCAGACUUCUCGAAGUUUGCAUCAUCACCUACAUCGGGAGUUCGCCACAUGUGGGUCGGUCAUGCAACCUCGCUUGUUCAACUUGAUGGCAUCACCUUGCUGACAGAUCCCAUCUUCAGUGACAGGUGCUCUCCCUUCCAAUGGCUUGGAGAGAAAAGAUACAGGCCAACCCCAUGUACAGUGGACCAGCUACCAAACAUUGACUGUGUUCUCAUAAGCCAUAACCACUACGAUCAUUUGGACUAUGGGACGGUGCUGGCAUUAAACAGAAGAUUUGGUGACAAGCUAAGAUGGUAUGUACCAAAAGGCCUUAAAACCUGGAUGAGUAACACCGGCUGUACUAAUGUUGUGGAGCUGUCCUGGUGGCAAGAACACAUCCACAGUGACCAAUCAGAAAUCAGAAUAGUCAGCACUCCUUGCCAGCACUGGUGUAAGCGUUCUCUAAAUGACACAAAUAAGGUCCUGUGGACCAGUUGGUGUGUUAUAGGACCAAAGCAUAAAUUUUAUUUUGCUGGAGACACAGGCUACUGCGCAGGUUUUAAACAAAUCGGCAAACGUUACGGCCCUUUCACAUUGUCAACUAUCCCCAUUGGAGCAUACAAUCCAAGGUGGUUUCUAGCUCCUCAACAUGUUGACCCAGAAGAAGCAGUUAAAAUUCACAUGGAUAUCAAAUCUCAGACUUCUGUUGGUAUACACUGGGGGACUUUUAGGCUAUCAAAAGAAUUUUAUCUGGAACCUAAACAAAAGCUUGCUGAGGAAGUAAAAAAACUAGAGUUGUCUCCCUCUUCAUUUAUAACAGUUCAACAUGGAGAUGUGAUUGUGAUAGGAGGAAAUAAUGAGCAAUGAAAUUAAUAUAUAUA